Trifolium pratense (red clover) is the source of this 3859-nucleotide messenger RNA. RefSeq lists its product as uncharacterized. The transcript is spliced from 4 exons. Gene Ontology annotation, biological process: meristem maintenance; meristem development. Lineage: Eukaryota; Viridiplantae; Streptophyta; Magnoliopsida; Fabales; Fabaceae. The record is from RefSeq and is a predicted model, not a curated record. The coding region runs from base 347 to 3859 and encodes 1170 amino acids.
UUUUUUUUUUGUUUUUACCUGUCAAGGGGUUUGGACACUUGUCAACAUAGGAAGUUGAAAAAAUUUGCUAUUUUCCUCAAUCUGUGUGCCUCUAUAAAUAGCCAGAUUCUUCCUUUAUUGCGUUUUUUCUCCAAUUUUCGCUCUGUCAACUGUUCAUCUUCUUCUUCAUCUUCUGCGAUUCUUUCUUGAAUUCUUGCUUUCAAAAGACUUCUUGUUCUCACCUUUCUGUUUAUCACCAAGUUAUUACUUUUCUUUUCACUUGAAUUCUCCUCAACUAUCUCAACAACCUGUGAUUCCCAAAUUUAACCCUAAUCCGUUCUUUUACACCAUCUUUACACCUUCAUCAAUGGCGUCAGGUUCAGAUGUUGGAAAAAUCCUUCCUUCCGCCGGUAAGUGGACCGCCGCCAUUCUUUCUUCUUAUGAUACGGAUGUGGUUCCAGAACCGUCGUUGCGUCUGGACUUGCAAAAGUUUUGGGAAAAUCAAUUGAUCUUUCCUUAUUCUGUUGAUAAUCUUGUGCAUGCGUUUGGGGGACCCAAACCAAGUGAUAAAAGUCGGAAUUCCAAGGUUUUGUCUAUUUUUCCUGUUUAUAAACCUUGUGUUCCUAGGGUUUUCAUUAGUGAACCCUAUAAUUUUAGCUAUAUCAAGGCGCCUAACAGAGUGUUUCGAUCAGCUCCUUCUUUGAAUGAUCAAUACCUUGGCUGGUUAGACAGGGUACAACGUGACAAAGCUGACAUUUGGCAAGCUUGUGGCAUUUAUGACCUUAUUCAACUUUCUCGGACCGGCCUUAAAUAUCAACAGGAAAUGAUUGUUGCUGCUUUGCACUUCUUUGAGUCUUCCACCAACACUUUCCACUUCGAAUGUGGCAUGAUGACUCCUACACUGCUGGAUGUUGCUGCCAUUACUGGCUUAUCGCCUCUUGGCGACACUUAUGAUCCUUGCAAAGCUUCCGACACCAUCAAAUUCGACUUUCGAAACAAGUCUUACUCUAAAUACAUCGUGGAGAAUCGAAAGACUAGUGAUGAAGUAAGUGACGAAGAACACAUCGCUUUCUUAACCUUAUGGCUAUCGCAGUAUGUCUUCUGCACUCAAUCUCUCCAAGUAGCCAAGAAAUUCAUCCCUAUGGCUAUUCAAUUACAUGAGUGCCAGCAAUUCAACUUCGCUCGGCUUAUUCUUGGAUGUCUUUAUGAAUCCAUGAGGGAUGCUUGUGAACAUCUUAAAAGAACAGGUGAUGGAUCCACCUUUUUAGGUGCUGGCCCCUUCUGGUUACUGCAAUUAUGGCUAACUGCCACUUUUCAUGCUGAGCUUGACCUUUUCUUGCCUGAGCCAUACUAUGAGGAAUCAAGAACACGUCGAGUCGAAGGCACGAGGUUGGCGAGAAUGGUGCCUAGGGAAAGAGGCCUUGGUUAUGAUGUAGCCUUCCAACAGUAUUUUAAUGCUUUUCUCAGCCUGAAGAAGUUCAAGCCUAGCUUUGCUCCUUUUGUAGAUAGGCCACUUGGUCCUCCUUGGUUUACUCACAGAUUUCCUUCUCCACCAGAAUUUGAGAUGGUAACCAACAGCAUUUGGAAUGCUUACUUGAUGCCUACAGUCUUGUCUUGUCGAAUUGGCUUGACCUCUGGAGAUUUUGGGUUAGUUGGCUACUUCCCAAACCUGGUGUCUCGCCAAUUUGGCUUAACUCAAAUACUCCCUAAGAGCAUAUACUUGGAAGAAAGGGAGGUUUGUUUAGGCAAGCAUGGCAUGACAGAACCACAGUUCCAUUCAUUCUUGAACCACUUCAAUCAGCCUUCUUAUGAGCUCACCCCAUUCGACUUCGCUCCCUCACAUGCCUGCACUAGGGAAUUUUUUACCUGGUGGUCUCGACACUAUGAAGGACGCCUGGUUGACAAGACUGCCUUACUCACUGCUAUCUCUAAUGGGUUCGACUCAUCUAUUUUGAACAAGAUUAAGUCGAAAUUGAACGCCAGAGGGAGUAAGUCGAAGGCAGGUUCCAGCGACUCUAGCAAGCCUCUUCCUCCACCAUCUAAGGUUGAACUACAGAUUGCUUCACGCAAGAGGCCUCAUUCAACUGAAACUCCUUCUGUUUCGAAAAAACAAAAGCCUGUUCCAGCCACUUGUUCGAGUGCUCCAGAUAAGGAUAUUCCUGUUCUCUCGACCAUCCCCGAACAGACUACCGUUGUUACUACUCAAGAUCUUUUUCCCAGUGCUGAACCCAUUACUGAUGAGAAAAAGAAAAAGAAGAAGAAGAAGAAAGAACGCCAAACCACCCAAGAAAGUACUCCUGAGCGCAAGUCCUCUGAGAUUGAGGCACAACCUGAUACUCUGGCAUCACCUGAAGAUCCUCCUUUGGAACAACCGGAGAGGAAGAAAAAGAAGAAAAAGAAGCAGAAAAAAUCUCCUGCUGCAACUACUGUUGUCGAGGCUUCUGCUACUGCAAAAGAAACAACUUCACAACCUGAAGCUUCUGCUACCCCUCAAACCCAAGUAAGCCAUUCUUAUUUCUUGUUACUUCUCCAGCUUUUGGCUGUGUUACUCAUUCUUUCAUGGUUUUAUUUGUUUCAGCCACAAAACUCUGUUCAAGUUAUUUCUCAGGAUGAGCCUACUCCUAGCAAAGCGGCUGAGGGGGUGGUCGAAGGACCAAGCGAUGCACAUCCUGAAGAUGUUGCAGAAAAAAUCCCAUCUCCUCAGCCUGUCGGAACGGCCAUUCUUACUGAAACCUCGUCACCGCCCAAGGCUCCUGGCUCGCCUCACCGCGCUUUCGAAGGUGACAACCUUAAGCCUGACAAUGAAGAAGACCAACUCGAUCAAAGCUUACCACAACAGAAUCCUUCGACAAAUCCUGCCCAAGUAUUGGCUGAUAAUGAUCCUCCAACCAACUUUCAAGCUGACCCCAUUGCUAAUACUGAACAAAAGCCAACAGUUGAUGGCGAGCACUCCACUACCAAUCACCCACAACUAAGUGGGUCAAACCAUGAGUCUAGUUCACCCAGUGCUGGCACUUUCGACUCUGAAGAUGGGAACUCCUAUAUUGGUGAUUCACUUGGUGAAGAGGGAACUUCCGUGUCGAAGCCAUUUCCUACUGUUGUCCUGCCGGCUGAACUUGCCAAAAAGUUAAAAGAUUUAACUCCAGUAGAUGCACUUAGCAAGCUUUUAUCAAGCUAUGGCACCUCUAGCUCCGCUGUUGAGGACACAGAGGGUAGGGAAGAUGUACUUGAGCAAGAACAGUUUGAGCAUGAAAUCAGGUUCGGGAGAGAAAUUCUUAAUGGGGAUAUGCUGGGCUUGCUUGAGCGUGACUCUUCUAUAUAUUACAACAUCAAAGCCCUUUUUCGCAAGCUGCAGAACCCAAGGACUGACGAAGCCAUGUUCCUUCUAGUGACUCAGGCUGAAACCUUUUUAGAACAAUUCGUUAGUCAAUCUCAGCUCCUAACCAGGACUAGCAGCCUUUUGACAUCUCUGCUUGCCACCCAGCAACACCAUUUCGAGCAAGCUAAUAGUUGCAAUGCAGAGGUCACAACUAUCAAGGCUGCCUCUGAUGAAGCUCUUGAGCAACUUGUGGCUUGUGAGAACAAUAUUGCUCAAUGGCAAUCUGAAAUCGAAGCGCUAAAGGCAAAGAUUCGACAAGAGGAGGCUAAGAUGGAAAAGCUAGCUGCAGUGGCUAUUGAAGCACAAAAGGUUAAGCUUGAUGCGCUAGCACGUGAAGGUAUCCAACACUACAGUGAUGGUCUAGCUGUCCAGAAGCGAGUUGAGCACCUUGCUAGUGAUAAAGAAAUGCUACAACGUAAACUGGCGUCCAUUCGAACUCAGUAUUACCAAUUUCAAGCGGCCAAUCGAAAGCCUCCUUCAACAUCCCAACAACAACCUUGA